AUGACUAAGGCUUCAACAACUGAGAAAAACACUCUCAGAGUGAUCAUUAAGCAACAUCACACUGAGAAUUCAUCAGCUGACAGAGAGGAAUUAGAAUUUGAAAUUGCAAAACAAUGCCCAAAAGCAUUUCAUCAAAUUGCGUACAGUACAGCUAAAACCACCAUCAGAUGUGAUUAUCCAGAAGACAAAUACAAGUCGUGGAUCAAGUUUUUCUGCAAAGGGAAUAAUUUCUCCUGCGAGGACAGUUUAUCAACAAAACCUUAUCCAAAGUCAAGCAGGACAUUCACUCUCUCAAACAUCAGCCACGGCUUCAAUAUGUCCAUCAGUAAUGUGUCCUCUCAGGAUGAUGGCAUUUCUGACGUGGGAAUUGUUCUAAUCAUAAUAACCGGGUUGGUGUUUCUGGUCGUUUUCAUCCUUGUCUACAAACGAAUCUCCUUUUCAAAAAACAGAGGAGCUAAUGCAGCAUUGCAACAUGCCAAAGAGUUGAAGGACUGUACGUAUGAGGAGAUACAGGAGCGCCCCCAGCAACCAGACCAGCCAGAAAAUGCACUGACCUCAAUUUAUGUCACUGCUAGCAUUCCCACAGAUGUAGCUGCCUCACCACAUUACGAUAGCAUCAACUUUCAAAGCUGCUCUGACAAAGCUGGUGGUGAGGCGCUGAAACCCAGCUCCUCUGCCUGCGAAUAUUCUACUUUGACAUUAAGCAAAUGUCCAACCAACCCGACAAUCACUCAACCAUCCAGACCAGCAGAGGAGAAUCUCUACUCAGGCCCAGCUGCCGCUCUUUUCCCCAGUCGGCACCUGGACCCACUCAGCCAUUAA
This is a messenger RNA of Pelmatolapia mariae (spotted tilapia), 822 nucleotides long. RefSeq lists its product as uncharacterized. The transcript is spliced from 6 exons. Lineage: Eukaryota; Metazoa; Chordata; Actinopteri; Cichliformes; Cichlidae. Bases 1 to 822 code for a protein of 273 amino acids. The record is from RefSeq and is a predicted model, not a curated record.